AGAGGGAGAGAGGGGAGGAGGAGGUGAAGGGAGGGGAGGGAGUGCUUGGUUUAGGGUGCUCCGCGGCGAGAAUAAGGGGAAGAUGACGAGCUCAUAUUCGGAGCUGAACCAGAGGAUCGACUAUGUCUUCAAGGUGGUGCUGAUCGGGGACUCGGCCGUGGGGAAAUCGCAGCUGCUCGCGAGGUUCUCGCGCAACGAGUUCAGCCUCGAUUCCAAGGCCACCAUCGGCGUUGAGUUCCAGACCAGGACCCUUGCCAUCGACCAGAAGACCGUCAAGGCCCAGAUCUGGGAUACCGCCGGCCAGGAGAGAUACCGUGCUGUUACAAGUGCAUACUACAGAGGAGCGGUAGGAGCAAUGCUCGUCUAUGACAUUACCAAGCGCCAGUCUUUCGAUCAUGUGGCAAGAUGGCUAGACGAGCUACGAAGUCAUGCUGACAAGAACAUUGUCAUUAUGCUCAUUGGCAACAAAUCUGAUCUAGGGACACUUCGAGCAGUCCCUACAGAAGAUGCAAAGGAAUUCGCGCAACGUGAAAACCUUUUCUUUAUGGAGACGUCUGCGCUUGAGGCUACAAAUGUCGAGACCGCCUUUAUUACUGCACUUACUGAGAUCUACCGAAUUAUAAGCAAAAAAUCUCUCAUUGCCAACGGUGACCAAGAUGGUAACUCCGGCGUUCCUAAGGGGACCAAGAUUGUUGUCCCCCGUCAGGAACCAACUGUUGCGGCCAGUUCCUCUUGUUGUAUGUCGACAUAAGCUUCUUCGCCGAGGUUUUGUCUGUUCAAAGUGGUGUUGUUGUUGUUGUUUUUUUUUUUGCAUAUAUUUGUUUCAUUGGAUUUCAAUUCUUCUGCAUUUGAAUUAAAUUAUAUGUGAUUGAUUUAAAGAGCAUUAAAGAGUAGAGAUAUGCAGUUAGGGCAAAAAUAAGUUCAAGGUGAGUGUAGUUCGCUCACAUGAAUUUUGUAGUAAUAUUGAAAAAAAACUCUGUUGUUGUUUGUUGCUUA
This is a messenger RNA of Dioscorea cayenensis subsp. rotundata (Guinea yam), 996 nucleotides long. RefSeq names its product ras-related protein RGP1-like. The coding region runs from base 83 to 751 and encodes 222 amino acids. Lineage: Eukaryota; Viridiplantae; Streptophyta; Magnoliopsida; Dioscoreales; Dioscoreaceae. The record is from RefSeq and is a predicted model, not a curated record. Gene Ontology annotation, cellular component: endosome. Gene Ontology annotation, molecular function: GTPase activity; GTP binding. The transcript has 2 exons.